AUGGGGCAGCUCGCAUCAUUAUUAUCAGAAAGGGCUCUAGGGACUUUGUCGUCCGACACUGAGAAGAAUCCAAAAGAGACGGUCAAGGCUGUGUCUCUUAGGAGUGGGAAAACAGUAGUGGAGCCCAUUGCAAAACCAAUUUUUGAAAUGGUGAUCAACUCAACCAAGAUAGCAGAAGAACAGAAAAUUGGUGAAUCUUUGGCUAAGGAGGAUAUAAGUAACAAGGAGGUUGAUAAGCAGAAAUUGAGCAGUGCAGUUGAGGAAAGUAAGCACAUGACAAUGGUACCUUUUCCUCAGAAGAUGAAGCGGGAGAAACUAGAUAAAUUCAUUAGAAAAUUCUUGGAGAUGCUGAAACAGCUGUAUGUGAACAUCCCAUUCACUGAGGUGCUCACCCAGAUGCCUACCUAUGUCAAAUUCCUGAAGGAAAUCCUUUCAAGUAAAAGGAAGAUCGAGGAAACAAAAGUGGUCAAACUCAAUGCACAAUGCAAUGCCAUUCUACAAAAUAAAAUUCCUCAAAAAUGUGGGUAUCCUGGUGCAUCCGUUAACCUGAUGCCAUUAUCGAUUUUCAAGAAAUUGGAAGGAGAACUAGGAGUGAUCAAAUCAGUGCCGGUAUCUUUGCAACUCGCUGAUCAGACCAUAAUCAUACCGGAUGGCAUAAUCGAGGACACUCUGGUGAGGGUAGACAAUUUUGUCUUCCUAGUAGACUUCAGUGUAGUAGACAUGGAAAUAAAUAAGGAGGUACCUCUAAUCUUGGGGGGAGCAUUCCUUUGCACUGGACGGGCUAUUAUUGAUAUAUAUGAGGGUCAACUCAUGCUACGAGUGGGAAACGAAAAAGUGGUGUUUCAAGUGAAGAUAAUGAUGAAAUGCCCGUCUGAUGAGGCAUCUGCCUAUGCUUGUUUCAAACUGGAUGUGGUAGGAGAGUUAGCUGAACAGCACAAGCUGGACAAGCUGGUAGGUGAUUCAUUGGAAAGAUUCAUUAGUCAAUCGAGUACAGUAGAGGAUGAUGAUCCUGAAAUCAAGAAGGAAGCUGAGGCACUGAAAGAUGGAAACCAUGUGGCAGAUGAAGAGGAAUUUGAGAAAGAAAGGAUCAAGCCAAAGCUAGAAAUGAAAGUACCCCUGACACAUUUGAAAUAUGCUUUUUUGGAGACUAACAAUUUUCCUGUGAUUGUUGCUGCUGAUUUGAUAGGUGAACAAGAUCACAUGCUAGUGGAGUAA
This is a messenger RNA of Nicotiana attenuata, 1215 nucleotides long. RefSeq lists its product as uncharacterized. NCBI's taxonomy places the organism in Eukaryota, Viridiplantae, Streptophyta, Magnoliopsida, Solanales, Solanaceae. The record is from RefSeq and is a predicted model, not a curated record. Bases 1 to 1215 code for a protein of 404 amino acids. The transcript has 2 exons.